AUGGAGCUUUCUGAUUCGCUGCGCCGCGAGGUGGAGCAGGAGCGAGCGGCGGCAGACAGUGCCGCCCAGGCGAGCAUGGAUCUGAUUCGCCAGCUGCAACAGGACAAAGCUGCCGCCCAGCGCGCGGCCGGCAGUGCCGCCCAGAGAGAGCGGAUUUUGGAGCAGAAGGUGUUAUCUGAUAAAGAGGAAAUGGGACUGAUGAGAGAUGUGCUAGAGAGGCAAGAGGAGGAGAUAGCAUUUUUAAGAGAAAUGCUGGAGCAGAAACAGGUGGAGGUUAGGGUUUUAGAAGCUGAGCUGGCACUGUGGAGAGGACACGUUGCGCAAGCUGAUUUGCAGGUGGAAAAGGUGGGGGAGGAAGAUCUAGGGGAGGAACAACGGCUGGUGGGGGAAGGGGAAGGGGAAGGAGCGGCAGUAGCAGUAUCAGCGAAACAUGGUGGAUCAAUCUCAGGAUCGGGCUUGAAUGGGGAGGGGAGUUCGGAAGAAGGGAUAGAAGGGGCAAGAGAAGGACGAGGAAGACGAGGGGGAAGUUUUGGGGCGAUGGAAGAGGAGGUGAAGGAGGGGCGUUCGGGGAUAGAAGGGGAAGAGGAGGAGAGUGGGAAUUUAGGGAGAGAGGAGAAGGAAGAGGAGGAAGAGGAAGAGGAGGAAGAGGGGAGUUUUGAGGAUGAAGAGAGAGACGAGGAAGAAGGGGAAGGGAUAAUUGUUGGAGAUGGAGGGGAAGUGGAGUGA
Closterium sp. Naga37s-1 is the source of this 726-nucleotide messenger RNA. The record is from the annotation of a GenBank genome assembly. Lineage: Eukaryota; Viridiplantae; Streptophyta; Zygnematophyceae; Desmidiales; Closteriaceae.